AUGGCCUGGUCGGGUGCCGAGCGAGGCAGAGACUCUGAGGACCUGCAGGCCGUCGUGCCAAAGCCGUCUUUGUUCGGCUCUCGCCGGGGCACGCAGGUGACGACCAUCAACGUGCGUGAGAAGCCGCGCCUGGAGCGGCGAAUCAGCGUGGGGAGUGAUUUGGCCUUCACAGGGACCUACACCGGUGCCGCGGCGUCCGCAAAAGCGGCGGCCAAGCCCAGAUGA
Messenger RNA from Durusdinium trenchii, 225 nucleotides. Lineage: Eukaryota; Dinophyceae; Suessiales; Symbiodiniaceae. The record is from the annotation of a GenBank genome assembly.